Molecule: messenger RNA, 1711 nt
Organism: Pistacia vera
Lineage: Eukaryota; Viridiplantae; Streptophyta; Magnoliopsida; Sapindales; Anacardiaceae
Product: probable sodium/metabolite cotransporter BASS1, chloroplastic
Exons: 7
Coding region: 237-1478 (413 amino acids)
Cellular component (GO): membrane
Source: RefSeq, a predicted model, not a curated record
CAGCAGCAGAUUUUGAAACACGAAGCUGAAAAUUUCACAGCAACAUGUAGUUUUCAUUUUCAAGAUAAAGAAAUAAUUUCUAUUUCCCACAUCCAAAUUCCAGUCAAAUUUACUUGAGACACAAACUGAUAUCAUCUAGAUUCCGGCAGAAGAACAUUCAUCAAGUUCAGCCCUAUGAUAUUGAUGAGUAACAGUCCACCCAACACAGUCUAGUGUGUCAACACUCAACAAGAGAAAUGUUGUGCUCAAUUUCAUUCCCCAAACAAAAACUCCAUUUUCAACUAAACAACACACACAUUUCAAACCACCCUCCAACAAUUAAACGACUACAACUCCCUUCAAUUUCUUGUGUCCGAUCCUCAAAUCAACUCAUUCUCACAUCCCAGUUAAGCAAUUACACUGGGAACCCACCAACUUCUCUAACUCUCCAAUCAAAACCCACUAAUUUUUCACCCAAAACAUUUGCUCCUCUUCGUUGUGACAUCUCGUCGAACAGUUAUGAAACAAACAACAACCGCAGUUUUCGGGACUGGAUUGAGUUGAUCGGUGAAGCAAUAUCCACUGCAUUUCCGAUAUGGGUAUCUUUGGGUUGCUUGUUGGGUUUGGUGAAGCCAAGUUCCUUCAACUGGAUCACGCCAAAAUGGACCAUUUUUGGUAUCACUCUCACCAUGCUUGGUAUGGGCAUGACUCUCACUCUUGAUGACCUACGUGGCGCUUUUUCCAUGCCCAAGGAGAUUAUUUCUGGCUUUGUACUUCAGUACUCGGUGAUGCCAAUAUCAGGGUUUCUUGUGAGCAAGCUCUUAAAUCUGCCAUCGCAUUUUGCAGCUGGUUUAAUUUUGGUUGGUUGCUGCCCUGGUGGUACAGCAAGUAACAUUGUCACUUAUAUUGCACGUGGUAAUGUGGCACUUUCAGUGUUGAUGACAGCAGCGAGCACCCUAUCAGCUGUGGUGAUGACCCCUUUUCUCACAGCUAAACUUGCUGGACAAUAUGUUGCGGUAGAUGCAGCAGGGUUAUUAAUGUCCACAUUGCAGGUUGUUCUUCUUCCUGUACUGGCUGGUGCAUUUCUAAACCAGUAUUUCCCAAGCCUGGUUAAGUUUGUCUCUCCUUUGAUGCCACCCAUUGCUGUGGGAACUGUUGCUCUACUGUGUGGGAAUGCAAUUGCCCAGAGUGCUUCUGCAAUUCUAAUGUCUGGUCAACAAGUGGUUCUUGCUGCGUUUCUUCUUCAUGCAUCUGGAUUUUUCUUUGGUUAUGUACUUGCAAGGGUGCUUGGGAUUGAUGUAGCAUCUUCAAGGACCAUCUCUAUUGAGGUUGGUAUGCAGAACUCGGUGCUUGGAGUUGUUCUUGCCACUCAACACUUCGGAAAUCCUCUCACCGCGGUACCAUGUGCAGUUUCCAGUGUCUGUCACUCAAUCUUUGGAAGCGUCUUAGCAGGAUUUUGGAGACGCAGUGCACCCUCACCCAAGCAAAUGCAAGAUUGAAAUCACAUAUUAAAAUUUUAUAUAACCUUUAAAUAACUCUCGAAUCAUUUCCCUUCCCUUCUAGUAUUUGAAAUGUAUAAUUAGUCAUGUGGUGAUUUCCCCGAACAUAAACAUCUGAGGUAGAUGCAUUGUCAUUCUUCAUUUGUAGAGGUAAUGUACGGGCAUCUUACCUCUACAAAUGGGGUGUGUUUGUUUUGUUAUUUUGGAUAUGAUUUUUGAAAUAGUAUUGAGGA